This is a messenger RNA of Aspergillus alliaceus, 3464 nucleotides long. RefSeq names its product RIC1 family protein. Gene Ontology annotation, biological process: retrograde transport, endosome to Golgi; intracellular protein transport. Gene Ontology annotation, molecular function: protein binding. The transcript is spliced from 5 exons. NCBI's taxonomy places the organism in Eukaryota, Fungi, Ascomycota, Eurotiomycetes, Eurotiales, Aspergillaceae. Bases 116 to 3283 code for a protein of 1055 amino acids. Gene Ontology annotation, cellular component: Golgi membrane; cytosol; Ric1-Rgp1 guanyl-nucleotide exchange factor complex. The record is from RefSeq and is a predicted model, not a curated record.
GGUUGUUCUGGGAUUGAGUCUGUCCCGAGUCCGACAGACUAACUCAUCUACGUCCGAUGAAGAUGACUCGAUUUGAGCUUACUUUUUACCCAUACUCUCGCACCUGUGACGAGCCAUGUACUGGCCCAAUGGAGUACCUCGGGUCUAUGCGGUCAAUGGCCCUGCGAUUUCCCCCGUGCUGUCCGACGACGACGAAUCAUUAGAUUUGGAGAACUCUGUGGAACAAAGACUAUCGUUGAACGACAAUGGACCCAAGGAACCGUCAAGGACGGAGGUGACCUGGGCUGACGAGGCCAUCGAUGGCCUCUGCGUCUCUCGCAGUGGUCAUGUGUUUGCGACCAUGACGGCGACGUCAAUUGCUGUUUGGCAAACAAGACCUACCGCUGUCAUCGCUGCUGUCGCCCGAUCCAUUGCCUCGCUCAAUACCUAUGGCCCAAAUGUAGCUCUGCUGAUGCACCCCGACUCGACGAUUAUCGUGGUCCAGACGCUCAAUGGAUACCUUCUCACCUAUACAGUUGCUACUGAUCCGCAUGGUUAUGUCUAUCAACAGCAUUUCAACCACUCUUCCGCCCAAACCCGCCGCCAGCAGCUCGCUCGCGAAGAAGAUGCGAAUGGUGUCCGGGAUGCCAGCAUUCGGUUCAGGAUGGCUAUCAAGAUAGAAUCUGGAAUUGUGAAAGCUCUAGCGCUGGAUAACGAGCUUGUCGUUGCUACCGUGAAACCCGCGGCAAUUCAAUGCAUUCGAUGGACACCGGAUUCGCACGGCUCCCAAACGACUUCCGAAUUGCUAAGCCGCAUACUAGGAGUGUCUAAGCGUACGUCCAUUACAGACAUGGUGUACGAUCGUGCUAUCAACCUUCUAGUUUGGGUCACGAAUGAAGGCCAGGCAUACGCAGUCCAGCGACUAUCAGAGGGCUCGCGUGAUCCGGAAAAUCCAAAGAAGCUCUUCCACGGCCACUGCUUCCACACCCCGAAAAAUGAUGGCGAAACAGCACUCAAGGUCGCCGUCAAUGCCCGGUUUUCUCUCCUUACUGUGAACUGCGCAAAUGGUGACAUCUUUGUAUAUACCGCCAAAGACUACCUCGGGAACGUUCCAUUAUCUCAUAAACUCCAGCUACCAGCGUCGCCUUCUACAACAGGCAGCUUAAGCUUCAUGUCCUAUUCUCCUGAUGGCUACUGUCUCUUCGCAGGCUACGACCGUGGUUGGACAACAUGGAGCGUGUUCGGCAAGCCGGGAGGGAAUAGCUUUUCGACGGACAGGUCUCUUGCCAAGACCAAUGCUGAGGAUUGGCUGACGGGGAUCUCAUAUGGUUGUUGGAUAGGUGGAGGCUCAGAUAUUAUCUUGACCGGGCAAAACGACCGUCGCCUAUGGGUUUUGGAGACGGCACGGAGUGCCCUGACCGGCUGCUUUUCAUCUGCGAAUUUGGCUAGAGGUUUACUGCAGACUGGAACAGAGAUCAUUCUGUAUCGAGGGCACGACUUACCUGACCUUACCACUAUUUCAGGCAAGGACUCUCUCUGGCAUCACGCGCAAUAUCCUCCGACCUACCUUCAGUCGCAGUGGCCAAUUCGUUCCAGUGUUGUCUCCCAGGAUGGGAGAUACGUAGCGAUCGCGGGCAGAAGAGGCUUAGCACACUAUAGUGUAAACAGUGGGCGCUGGAAAGUCUUUGAAGACUCUAAGGUAGAGGAUUCCUUUGCGGUCCGGGGUGGUAUGUGCUGGUACGGACAUAUCCUGAUAGCCGCCAUUGAAAGCGAUGGAUCAUACGAGCUGCGUUUAUACUCUCGAGAGCUGCCACUGAAUAAUCAAUCAAUCUUGCACAUUGAAUACCUCCCUUCACCCGUGGUCUUCAUCGGCCCCUCGGGCGAGGAUUCUAUACUCGUUUAUACCUAUGAUAACAUCCUAUACCAUUUUAUCAUCAACUCUAUGCACUCCCGCAUUACGCUUGUUCCAGUUGGUCAGAUUGCAUUUAACGGUAUUGUGCGGGCGCCCACGCGAGUCCGGGCAAUUAGCUGGGUCUUGCCGGAAGAUCAAUUGCGUGAUGGCGACCCAUCCCAUGAUGUGAAAGUAGCAUCUGUUCUUCUUUUGGUCGAUGGCAAUCUGGUUUUGUUACAGCCGUCCUUCGCACCUACAGGGGAAUUAAAGUACGACAUGCGGGCAGUAUCGCAUGAUGUCGAAUAUUACAUUUUGAUGCGUGACCAAUUGUCAUUCAAUUUUGUUCCGCCCAUGGACGAAUCUCUUCCACCAAGCCCCUCCGCCGAGAUGGCGUUGAACAUGCACCACCAUAACCUAUCACUGAGAGACUCUCUCUGGACCUUUUGCGGUAAAGACCUCCUUGCCUGGGGUGACGUACAGGAUGUUCUACGACGAGAAGAUGUACCAAAAGCCAUUGAGAUACCCCUGGACUUUUAUCCAUUAUCUGUUUUGCUGAACAAGGGCAUUGUUUUGGGAGUGGAAUCGGAAAUGAUGCAACGACGCGAUGCCAACUUUGCCGUGCUGAAGUUUGCCAUACGAACACACCUCUUCCUUCCGUAUUUCCUACAAUACUGUUUGGUUCAUGGAGACAUGCCCGCCGCGCUGUCCCUGUGCCAACAUUUCUCUCACCUGUCAUACUUCCCGCAUGCUCUUGAAAUCCUUCUUCAUCACGUUCUAGACGAAGAGGUCGACAACGAAAGUCGAGAUAGCAAAGUGGGGGAUCCCUCGCAAAAGUACAAUCCUCUGCUUCCAUCGGUCAUCUCCUUUCUUCAGGCCUCGCUUCCCGCGAGAGUGUAUCUGGACAUCGUCGUUCAAUGCACGCGAAAGACCGAACUUCGUUCUUGGCGCACACUCUUCACCUACCUGCCCCCUCCGAGAGACCUGUUUGAGCAGGCCCUCAGACUCAACUCUCUAAAGACAGCCGUCGGCUACCUUUUGGUAUUGCAGGCAUUUGAGGACGAUGAUGGCCACGAGGCUCCCAUUGAAGACUAUGUUGUCCGGCUACUCGUGCUGGCAUCACAAAGAAGCGACUGGGAGCUCUGCGGUGAGCUGGCCAGAUUUCUCAUCGCACUUGAUGGAUCAGGCGAAAUGCUUCGACGGGCUGUUGACCGGACGGGACUACGGAACGGAGGCCUACCCGGCGCCGGACUAAAUGGAUCCGGCACGAGCGUCAAAGGAUUGGGCCUCGCAACGACACACUCCUGGUCGUCACUCUCCGCCGCAUCAUCAGCCUCACCGAGUCAAAGCCUCUCUCGCCGAGAGAGCAAUACAUCUCGAACACCGGAUAGAAUGGACAGCUUAGACGAAGUGUAGGGAUAUAUCACGGCAUCUGUACAUAGCAUAGCAUAGCAUAGCAUAGUAUCCAACCCAACCAUACAUAAUCAUUUAGAUUGAACCAACCAAUGGAUAAACCAUACAAUACAUACAUGUCUAUGAUCAUCAUUUCUUCAUUCCAUGCAUAUGCAUAUCACCAUACCGAGCAAACACAAAAAAA